This is a messenger RNA of Pieris macdunnoughi, 1125 nucleotides long. The record is from the annotation of a GenBank genome assembly. Lineage: Eukaryota; Metazoa; Arthropoda; Insecta; Lepidoptera; Pieridae.
AUGUCGUUUAUGCGAUUAUAUGCACAUGCAGACUGUCUUGUUGCGGGAAAAUAUAGGAUAAAUAGAAGAAUAGGUGGUGGUUCUUUUGGUGAUAUCUAUUUGGGAAUAAACAUUGGAAAUGGCGAGGAGGUAGCAGUGAAGGUGGAGAGCAUAAAGGCUCGGCACCCACAGCUGUUAUAUGAGAGUAGAGUGUAUAAGAUGCUCCAAGGCGGUGUUGGAAUACCACAUAUAAGAUGGUUUGGAUUCGAGCGGGACCACAACAUUCUAGUGAUGGACUUACUGGGUCCCUCACUUGAGGACCUAUUUAACUUCUGCUCACGGCAGUUUACUAUCAAGACUGUCCUCAUGUUAGCAGAUCAAAUGCUGGGUCGUGUGGAGUUCAUCCACUGCAAGUGUUUUAUUCACCGCGACAUAAAGCCGGAUAACUUUCUUAUGGGUAUCGGACGGCACUGCAACAAGCUCUAUAUGAUCGACUUCGGUCUUGCCAAGAAGUACCGAGAUCUGCGCACACGCUCUCACAUUUCAUAUCGCGAGGAUAAGAACCUCACCGGUACUGCUCGGUACGCAUCAAUCAACGCGCAUCUUGGCAUUGAGCAGUCGCGGCGGGACGACAUGGAGUCGCUUGGCUACGUCCUUAUGUACUUUAAUAGAGGAUCGCUGCCGUGGCAAGGUCUCAAGGCCAUCACCAAGAAGCAGAAGUACGAACGUAUCAGUGAGAAGAAGAUGUCUACCCCCGUCGAGGUGCUUUGCAAGGGCUUCCCAGCGGAGUUCGCGAUGUACUUGAACUACUGCCGCGGUCUCACCUUCGAGGAGUCUCCCGAUUAUAUGUAUUUGAGACAGUUAUUCCGUAUCCUGUUCCGUACGAUGAGCUACCAGUACGACUACACGUUCGACUGGACCGUCCUGCGCCAGCGCAAGCAGCACAACGAGUCUGCUACCCUCGGAGCAGCCGCUGGCGCAGCGCCCGACCGACGCUCGCCCUCUGUGCAGCGACGCCAGCCAGCGCCGCAUCCACAGCCGCCGCCCAUUAGCGAUGUAAAGUCGGUGCAAGACACGAAAGCUAAGCAAGUAAAGGGCCAUCAAUCCGGGAGCCAGUUGAAGUUAAAACUAACUGCCAUAUCUUAA